Messenger RNA from Tauraco erythrolophus (red-crested turaco), 1101 nucleotides. The record is from RefSeq and is a predicted model, not a curated record. NCBI's taxonomy places the organism in Eukaryota, Metazoa, Chordata, Aves, Musophagiformes, Musophagidae.
UCCCUGGAGAUCAUCGCCACAAACGUGUGUAACUGAAACCUGCAGCCAUGCUGAAACAGAUACUAUCGGACAUGUACAUCGAUCCUGACCUGCUUGCAGAACUCAGUGAGGAGCAGAAGCAGAUUCUCUUCUUCAAGAUGAGGCAGGAACAGAUCAGACGGUGGGAGGAAAGAGAAGCUGCUGUGGACAAGGCUUCAGUAAAGAAGCCACUGCCAAGAAAAGCCAACAGCAAGUCGGUGACAUGGAAGCUCGGCGCUGACAACGAUGUCUGGGUCUGGGUGAUGGGUGAGCAUCCUUCAGAUAAAUCGUACGCAGCCAUCUGUGAAGAGAUCCAGGCACAAAGAGCAAAGCGGUUAGCGAGAGAGCAAAGCAAGGAGGGCAGAGAGACUGACUCUUCUUUAACACCAUCUCCUCAACCACAACCAGGAGCCCUGGGUGAGACAGAUCUUCAUGGAAAUAAAAAAAGCACUGUGGAGGAAAAGAAGGAAGGUGGGAGAAAAACUGCUGCUGCUACUGCUGCAACAGGGAAAAGCCAGGAGCUCACGAAGAGGGAAACCAGAGAUGUUCACCAGAUGUUGGCAGACUGCCACAUGAGGAAGCAUGGCUUCCAACAGACAAAGGAAGCACAGAGGAGAAAUUCAGAAGAAGAGACCACAGCCCCUCAGGAGGCAAUACCACAGAGCCACCCCAGCUUGGAGAGCCAGAGGACGCUGCAGAAAUCAGAUGAGAAUGAGCCUGAAUGGCAGGAAUCCUUGCGGAAAUCCAAGGCAGCAGAUGAGAAGAGACGCUCCCUUGCACAGCAAGCCAGGGAUGACUACAGAAGGCUUUCACUCCAGGGCAUCCGCAGACGGAAGCAGGCAAAUAUUUCCAAGGGUGCCGCAGCAGGAGAUCGGCGUCCACUCCAAUAUCCGCCUCUCCCCCCUAAGCCUAAACAUCUACCUCCUGCGACGGCAAAUGGGAGAGCAACUAGGAAAGAGGGAAUCCAGAGGACAACCUCCAAUUGCACCGAAGAAAGCAUCAUCAAGUGGUUCAAAGAGGAACAAUUCCCUCUCCGAGCUGGCUAUCAGAAAACCGCGGACACGAUAGCACCUUGGUUCCAUG